AUGCGUUUUGAGAACUGGGACGUCCUCCUUUUCCCUGACGGUUCGAAGGUGCCCAUUCAAGAAUUCAAGACGCAAUGCUUCGUGACUAGGGACAGUGAAUCUCCCUACAUGCAUAUCGAAUCUUUGGUCACUGCUUCCUCCCACCCUCUUCAGCCAAGUUAUGCCCAGGGCAUCAUUGGCUACACUCCUAUCUUGACGACCUUUGUCCCUAGCAUGUCUCGCAACAGUCCGUUUAGGAUUUCUAUCCAUAGUUGGAAGAAGCCGGCUCCCACGAGGAUGAUGGAGAGCCUGAUGCAGCCGGAUGACUCUGUCAUGUUUGAGAUGCGGGUGUUUAUUGAUGGAAUAUUUAUUGCUGGGAGUCUGACCAACCAGAGGACUGGGUGGCCUCAAGUUAUCGAUUCCAAUUCUCAUGUCGACAAAAAUGGCGACCAGGAUUGUUUACACUUCCCGGCGUUCCAUGAAGAGAUGCUUCAACAGAGCCACUGGGAAGCCGGGGAAGAGUUUGGCCGUAUCAAAAUUGUUGUUGCGGAAGGGUUUUCUCGACCCAAUCGAAAUCCCCCAUUCGAAAGAGUUAGGAAUCUCGUUUUCUUCUCUUUCCAACAUGCUCCGUUGAAUAUUUUGGAAGGCUCGAAUUUAGCCUGGCCAAACCCGGGAAUGUGGCAUCAGGCCUCACGCCCCAGUUUCAAAUACCAUCUUGGGGUCGACUAUGGUGGUAUUAGGGAAAAUGAAGAUGCUCACUCCCACUCUCCAACUCGCCCAGAGCCUCGUGGAAUUGGUAUCUCGGACGCUAGUCGCUCCUCGCAAUACACAACCUGGCCCCAGCGGCUUUAUCCUACUCCUCAGACGUCUUGGGCACGGCCCGCAUUACCGGCGAGGGACUCUAGAUGGCCUUUGCAACCUGUAGUCCAGGACCCCUUCAUUGAUUCUUUCAGGGAGCCGGGUCUCAGUCGGCGUUCCCGCUCAACCUUGGACGACGUGUCAAUGCCAGACUAUGCUGCAUCAAGCUCCAAUAGCAGCCGAGCAAUAUCUAACAUGACAGGCAUCAGUUUCGGACAGCACAGUAAAGAGCCUAGUGCUAUUGCACCGAUUGAUGAUGAACAGUAUAACCAGCUGAUCGAGGCACUGAGUCCAGGGAAAUUGACCAGUGGAACUCAUGCACCGACAAACACACCAUCUUCAGCUCAUCCCAUGGCGUCCAAGCAGUGUGCGGCUAAAGAAUCUCGAGCUCGUCGGUCCCAUUCGAAACAUCCAAGUCGCCCUGGAGCUUUAAAAGAACUGUCCCAGCCAGGAGUACGGGCUGUUUCGGGAUCGAGUCCCCGAUCAGAUAGCGAUGAAGGUCUUGGGAGCGAAAAUGCACCGCUUCCGUCAAAUCUGCUCAGCCCAAACCCAAAGGUGAAAGGGAAGAAGGAGGGUACUGGGAGCGAGGUAGACACACCGCUCUAUGGCUCUAAUAGAGUACUCACGAAUAGCGCGAAAACGGUCAGAAGAUCACAGAGUAGCAUUACUGCAUCCGCUGAAUCGAAACGCAAAAGGUUGGGUACUUCAGAACAAGUGGAAAUUGCAGAAGACACCGAAUCCGGCAGCCCUUCACCUACCAAAAAAAUAUCCCGCCUGGAGGCCAAAGACUUGAGCCCCCGGUCGACACUCGAAGAAGCUCUGGAGGCAAGAACAAGAGUCACUGCCACAAGACGAGAAACAGAGGCGUCGGGGUAA
Blastomyces gilchristii SLH14081 is the source of this 1713-nucleotide messenger RNA. RefSeq lists its product as uncharacterized. Lineage: Eukaryota; Fungi; Ascomycota; Eurotiomycetes; Onygenales; Ajellomycetaceae. Bases 1 to 1713 code for a protein of 570 amino acids. The record is from RefSeq and is a predicted model, not a curated record. The transcript is spliced from 6 exons.